Molecule: messenger RNA, 1166 nt
Organism: Desarmillaria tabescens
Lineage: Eukaryota; Fungi; Basidiomycota; Agaricomycetes; Agaricales; Physalacriaceae
Exons: 6
Coding region: 47-1126 (359 amino acids)
Molecular function (GO): protein binding
Source: RefSeq, a predicted model, not a curated record
CUUUCUUGUUUCCAUCAUGGGCUGUGGAUCAACUUGAUUUCGUACCAUGGCAAGAGCAAAAAAAGCCCGCUCACAGAAUGCUCCCAGUAUCACAAAGAAUGCCACACCCAGCGCGGUGAAGACUCCAGGCUACAAGCUUGGGAUCUUCUGGUCUCUAAUGACCCUUUUCGUCGCCAUAUUCUUUGCUUUCUUAUAUGAUGUUUAUUUCAACCAAAGAAACAGUCCUCCGUUUGAGGUAGUUGAUCUACCUGGGAAGGGUAAAGGUGUAGUUGCUACACGAGAUAUCCAGCGAGGUGAACUGGUGAUUCGAGAGAAGCCUUUGUUUAUUGUGCCCUACUCUACCUCUGAUUCGCCUGCUGCACUGAUUUCGCAUCAUGUCAAGUCGUUGAAAGACUUGGGCUAUCACGCAUUUUUCAAUCUCUCUUACGUUAACUUUCCUAAGGACAUGGAUCCCGAGGCACAUCGAGACGAGGUUGCCUUAGCUAUAUUCGAGACCAACGCUGUUGCAGCCGGAGAGGGUAUCGGAAUAUUCCCUCGCAUGGCGAGGUUGAAUCACGGAUGCUCCAGCGCGUUUAAUGUUGUCUAUUCUUGGCGUCCAGCAGAAGGCGAAAUUGUUGUACAUGCUCUACAAAAUAUCUCCAGAGGCCAGCUUUUAACAACGUAUACGAACACAAAGCAACCCAGAAAAGAACGAAGGGAGUUUCUUUUAGAGCACUACGGGUUUGACUGCACGUGCUCGGUCUGUUCUCUCCCCCCUUCCCAAUCUCACGCAUCCGACGAGCGUUUGAACUCAAUCUCUGCGUUAUACAAGCUAUUCUCUACAUGGGAGACGCAUAGCAUCAGCGGCGCUGAAGCGAUUGAUGUUGUGAGGCGCAUCUGGACCUUGACAAAUGAAGAAGGGUAUUUCAGCGAACGCGGACAGUUAUUUGCUGAUGCUGCCCUGGUGGCGUUGUCUCACUCUGACGCUUCCGCUGCACGAGCCUGGGCCAAGGCUGCUGCCGAAUGGUAUGGGUACGAGCUGGGACAAGAUUCUGAACAGGUGGCGAACAUGGGUGCUAUAAUUUCAAAGCCUGAAGUGCACCAUGCGUGGGGAACAAGAGUUCACCUAAUAGUCGGAGGUCCAUGAUGGAAAUUAACUAUCCUCCACUGUCUUGUAACGUGUACAU